Castor canadensis (American beaver) is the source of this 4089-nucleotide messenger RNA. The record is from RefSeq and is a predicted model, not a curated record. Lineage: Eukaryota; Metazoa; Chordata; Mammalia; Rodentia; Castoridae.
GCCAUGGAGUCCUGGCCAGACAGGCUUUGUGGCUCUGCCUUCCCAUCCCGUUGAUUCAUCUGUCAUCCUCCAGCUUCAAUUUCUUUUCGAUGUGCUGCAGAAAACACCUUCACUCAAGGUUCUGGAUGUGGAGAUGGGACAGGCUAUGCAGAGAGCCCAAGGGAAUGAUGAAGGCUAGGGGUGCAAGCAGCCGGCAGGGCUGAGAAGCAGACAGUGUUGGAGAACAGCUGCUUCACAUUCCUGGUCCUGGCCUCCCAGGACCCAUCAAGAUUUUUCCCUUCAAGUCCCUUCGGCAGCUGGAGGUAUGGAGGUGUUGGAACAUGGUGGUGCACAAAACCCAACUUGAAGCAGCCAUUUGGGGAUGGGGACAGAAAGAUGACUCUUUUGGUGGGGAAGGAGGCUUGAGUAUGCCACUGUCUGUAGUAAUAUGGUGCGCACUCGCUCUCUGGGGUAAUGCGGUGCACACUCGCUCUCUAUGGUAAUGUAGUGUGCACUGUCUUCCCAUUAGAUGCUUCCCUGAGCCAUGAGCCUCACUUUGCCAUCUUUUCCUUGCUCCCUGCCAGGGGAGAUAGGGCUGAGGUCCUUGUCUUCCAGGAAGCUCUGCUUUCUUCCUUCCCUUUCUUACCUGCACUAGCUCCGAGGUGUCCCUCUUCACUGCCUACAUGGCCUCCGAGGCAUCUACUCCCAGCUGGAGACUCUGAUUUGCAGCAGGAGCAUCCAGGCACUAGAGGUAAGGAGGGUGGGCCCUGAUGCCUUAUCCUAAGAAACACAGGAGACCAAGCUCUAUUGUAUGCCCUCCUGCCCCUGUGACUCCUCAGCUCUUUGUACCUGUUUGUGUAUUUACUGUCACACCUGCCAUACUGUAUUAAAUAUUCUGGUAUCUGCCUUGCUGCUCUCUCCACAGUGCACUCCUUGGGGACAGGGACCUAGGCUUUCUUUAAGGCUGCAUCUCCAGAUGGAGCCUGGUAUAUAAAGGAUGAAUGAAUGACUGGAUGAUAGAGCAUGGCGUGGGGAGGAGGGUGAGAGUGGAGUAAUGAAGUACCUGUCCCCUUCCCAGGAGCUCCUCUCAGUCUGCGGUGGUGACCUCUGUUCUGCCCUCCCCUGGCUGGCUUUGCUUUCUGCCAAUUUUAGUUACAAUGCACUGACUGCCUUAGACAGCUCAUUGCGUCUCUUGUCAGUUCUGCGCUUCUUGAACCUGAGCCAUAAUCAACUUCAGGACUGCAAAGGCUUCCUGAUGGAUUUGUCUGAGCUUUACCAUUUGGACAUCUCCUAUAACCGUCUGCACUUGGUGCCAAGAAUGGGACCUUCGGGGGCUGCUUUGGGGAUCUUGAUAUUGAGAAGCAAUGAGCUUCGGAGCCUGCAAGGUCUAGAACAGUUGAGGAAAUUGCAGCAUCUGGAUGUGGCCUACAACCUGCUGGAAGGACACAAGGAACUGUGGCCGCUGUGGCUGCUGACUGAGCUCCGCAAGCUCUACCUGGAGGGAAAUCCUUUGUGGUUCCACCCUGAGCACCGUGUGGCCACUGCCCAGUACUUGUCACCUCGGGCCAGGGAUGCUGCCCGUGGCUUCCUUCUUGACGGCAAAGUCUUGUCACUGAAGGAACUUCAGACUCCCGCAUCCUCGGGUUCUGGUCCCAUGGUCCCACCUGUGCCCUGGACAGUAGGGAGUACCUCUGAAACCUCAGGUGGACCUGAGCUGAGUGACAGCCUCUCCUCUGGGGGUGUUGUAGCCCAAGCUCCGCUUCGUAAGGUUAAGAGCAGAGUUCGUGUGAGGCGGGCAAGCAUCUCUGAGCCCAGUGAUACAGACCCAGAGCCCCGAACUCUGGAUCCCUCCCCAGCUGAAUGGUUUGUGCAACAACAUCGUGAGCUUGAGCUCCUGAACAGCUUCCGGGAGCGAUUUGGCUGUGAUUGGCUGCAGUAUAGGAACCACCUGGAGACCUCAGGGACCUCCCCUCUGGCCACCUCUAAGAUGCCUGCCCUUAGCAUCCCUCCUCUGGAUGCUGUGGGCCUAAAGAGUCCCCCCAGCCCUCUGGCUCCAGAGAACGAAGCUGGAGGCCCCGAGGAGUCACCACAGAAGGUGUCAGAGGACAGGGGGGACCUGGAGCAUCAGGAAGAACAGGAGAGGGAGGAACAAGAAAAAGAAGAGGAAGCAAAGGAGAGGCAGGAGGAUGAAGAGGAACGGGAGCAGAAGGAAGUGGAAGCGGAGCUGUGUCGGCCCAUGUUGGUGUGUCCCCUGCAGGGGCUUGAGGGCAUGCGAGGCCGAGAAUGCUUUCUCCGGGUCACUUCUACCCACUUGUUUGAGGUGGAGCUCCAAGCAGCUCGAACCCUGGAGCGACUGGAGCUACAGAGUCUGGUGGCCGUUGAGCUAGAGCCUGAGACCCAAACCCAGGGGGAACCAGUACUUGAGAGUUCAGAUCUCCCAGGGGCUCCCAUCCUUGUGCUGCGCUUUUCCUACAUCUGCUCUGACCGGCGGCUGCGUCGCUAUGUGGUGCUGGAGCCUGAUGCCCAUGCAGCCAUCCAGGAGCUACUUGCUGUGCUGACCCCAUUUACCACUGUGGAACAGUGGCACCUUGGGCAGGCCAGGGAGCUGCUGGGGGGCAGAUUCCAGUGUCUGCGUUGUGGCUGUGAGUUCAAACCAGAGGAGCCCAGGUUGGGAUUGGACAGUGAGAAAGGCAAAAUGCCUCUGUUCCAAAUGACAGAAUCUCCUGCUGUGUGCCCAAACUGUGGGAGUGACCAUGUGGUUCUCCUGGCUCUGUCUGGGGAACCCUUCAAUAGGGAGCAGAACCAGGGAGAGCAGUUACAAACUCCCGCCCAGUCCCCCAGCUCUGUCUGUGACUGUCCUGGCCACAGUAACCAGCUCAACAAGGCUGAUAGCAUCCCACCUCAAGUAUCCAUCUCCCAUGGCGACAGCAGUUGGAGCCUCAGUCCCCCCCCUGAGCCCUGUGGCCUCCGCUCUGUGGACCAUCGACUCCGGCUCUUUCUGGAUGUUGAGGUGUUCACUGAUGCCCAGGAAGAGUUCCAGUGCUGCAUCAAAGUGCCAGCAGUGUUGGCAGGCCACACAGGGGAAGUUCUGUGUCUUGUGGUUGUGUCCGAUCACAGCCUUUACCUGUUGAAGGUGAUGGGAGCGAUCUGUGGGCCUCCAGCCAGCUGGCUCCAGCCCACCCUAGCCAUUCCCCUGCAGGAUCUGAGUGUCAUGGAGCUUGGCCUGGCAGGCCAAAGCCUGAGAUUGGAGUGGGCAGCUGGUGUGGGUAGCUGUGUACUGUUGCCCCGAGAUGCCAGGCGGUGUCGGGCUUUCCUUGAGGAGCUUGUUGGUGUCUUGCAAUCUCUGCCCCCAACCCGGAAGAACUGCAUCCGUACCACGGAGGAGGAGGUGACCUCGCAGCAUCGGCUCUGGCCAUUGCUGGAAAAAGAUACUUCCUCGGAACCUCCCCAGUUCUUCUACCUUCGGGUGUUUCUUGUCGAAGGCGCCUCUACCUGCCCCAUAUCCUUGUUGCUGACUCUAUCCACACUGUACCUGUUAGAUGAGGAUCUUGCAGGGUCCCAGGCAGAGCCCCUGCUCCUGGAAGCAUCUGGCAGAACCUCUGAGCAGGCUUCUCUUCUGGGGCCAAGGCCUUCCUUGCGAGUCAGGGAGCAGCAGCCACUCAGCAGUCUGAGCUCGGUGCUGCUCUAUCGCACAGCCCCUGAGGACCUGAGGCUGGUCUUCUAUGACGAGGUAUCUCGGCUGGAGAGUUUCUGGGCACUCCGCGUUGUAUGCGGAGAGCAGCUGACAGCCCUGCUGGCCUGGAUCCAGGUGCCCUGGGAGGAGUUAUUUUCCAUUGAACUCCGGAUUAUCACCCAGGAGGCUCUAGACUUUGACUGAUGAGACUUCCAUGCUGACCCCAGCCCUGACUCAGGAACCAUACUGCAGAUGCUCUCUCUCCCUCUAGGUCUGGCUUUCAGACUGACUGUAGACUUUUCCAGUCUUUGGUCACCGGCUAAUGAGGCCCCAAGUGACCUACAGCCUAAAGGAAGGGUGACUGUUCAGGCCCCUGGAUGAUCUGGCCGAAGAGGAUAGGCUAAGUCAGUGAGAAUUUUUUCUUUGAACUUUUUCUC